Zingiber officinale is the source of this 2546-nucleotide messenger RNA. RefSeq names its product calmodulin-binding receptor kinase CaMRLK-like. Gene Ontology annotation, biological process: protein phosphorylation. Lineage: Eukaryota; Viridiplantae; Streptophyta; Magnoliopsida; Zingiberales; Zingiberaceae. The record is from RefSeq and is a predicted model, not a curated record. The coding region runs from base 114 to 2036 and encodes 640 amino acids. The transcript has 2 exons. Gene Ontology annotation, molecular function: protein tyrosine kinase activity; ATP binding; protein binding.
UCCAACACUCGCACUGCUAUUUUGUCGUUUCCUCUCUCUCUCUCUCUCUCUAUCUACUUCUACGAUCGACGCCUCCAAGUCGACGCCACCACGCACUGCGACACGCCGGGGACAUGGCGCCGCCUUUCUACCCAAUCCUCUUCCUCCUCGGAUUCCUCCUGAACCCUCCGCCCGCCUCUUGCUCAUGCACUGCAUCCGACCGCCUCUUCAUCGCCAAGGCUUUCCGCUAUAUCUCCGGUUUCCGACUCCCCUCUCCCAACGCCACCGCAGCCCCCGGCGGCGGCGGCGGCGGCGGCGGCGGCUGCUCCCUUCUCCUCCCUUCCAAAAACCUCACAGGUACCAUCUCCUGGGCCUACCUCCGCAACGUCUCGGCCCUUCGCACCAUCGACCUCUCCGGCAACGCCCUCCACGGUUCCGUUCCCGGCGGCUUUUGGUCCACCCCCAACCUCCUCGAUGUCAACUUCGCAGCCAACCGAUUCGGCGGAGCGCUGCGUUUCGGCCACUCGCCGACGCUUAUCAGAUCUCUUAACUUUUCCGGAAACCGAUUUAGCAGCGCCGCAGGCCUCGACACCAUGCCAAGCUUGGAGGUCCUCGACCUGUCGAGAAACAGCCUCGCCGUCGUCCCACUAGGCCUGGCGAAGCUGAGAAAUCUGAAGCAUUUGGACUUGUCGCGGAAUAACAUGAGCGGAGUUUUCCCCGAUGAAUUUCCGUUAUUUGUCGAAGGGUUCGAUUACUUAAACGUUUCGUGGAAUAAGUUGACCGGCGAGGUGCAGCCGGAGGUGGAGAAGAAGUUCGGGGUGUCGGCUUUUAUUGAGUCAGGAUCGCUUAAGUUUCUUCCCUCCGCUAGCACAGGACGACGUUCUUCCUCUUCUCCAACUGCCCCUCAGCCAUCCCACAAGAAGAAACAGAGGCGAAGCAGAGCGAGAAAAUUGGGACUCUUCGUAGCCGGAAUUGCAUCCGCUAUUGUCGUGGUUUUGGCCUCGGUGAUCUGCGUCGCGUGUGCCGUAAUAAAAAAGAGAAGGAAAAUUGAUGGAAAUAAUUGCGAGAAGAAGGAGACGGAGGCUCCACAGGAGGUCAGGUGGGUGGCGGAGGCUAUGCAGUCGGCGCCGGUGGUGCUAUUUGAAAAGCCGCUGAUGGAGCUCACGUUCGCGGACUUGGCGAAGGCCACGUCGGGCUUCGGGAAGGAAUCGCAGCUAGCAGAGGGCAGUCGGAGGGGACCUGCAUUCAGGGCGGUUCUUCCCGGCGACAUGCACUUGGUGGCUCGCGUGGAGGAAGUCGCCGGAGAUGCAGAGGAGAGUUCGGCCGCCGACUAUUUUCGUGAGAUCGCGCGCCUUCGCCACCCAAACCUUCUUCCUCUCCUCGGCUACUGCAUCCCAGGGAAGCAGAAGAUCGCGUUGUACGAAUACAUGGAAAGGGGCGACCUCCAUCGGUGGCUCCACGAGCUACCGGCGGGGCAGCCAAAUGUGGAGGACUGGAGCGGCGACACGUGGGAGCAGCCGGUCGUCGAGGACAAACGAGGGGCGGAGGUUUGCGCCUGGCCGACGAGGCACCGCAUCGCUCUCGGCGUGGCGCGGGGUUUGGCAUUCCUCCACCAGGGGUGGGUGGGCAACGCCCGAGGCGCGGCCCACGGUCACGUCGUCCUGUCGUCCAACAUCCUCCUCGGCGACGACCUCGAGCCGCGCGUGGCGGACUAUGGCGGUGGCGUUUACCGAGGCACGGCGGAGGGCGACGUGUACGACUUCGGGGUGGUAGUGAUGGAACUUGUGACGGGGAGGGACGGAUGGUCGGAGGAGGCAGUGAGCUGGGCUCGGAGUCUGGUCCGAGACGGCCGGGCGGCGGAGGCGUUGGACACGCGUCUGCGCUUGGCGAGCCGGAAGGAGGAGAAAGAGGUGGUCGAGUGCUUCCGCGUUGGCUAUCUCUGCACCGCACCGAACCCAGAGAAGCGUCCCACCAUGCAGCAAGUGGUCGGCCUCCUCAAAGACCUGCGCUGCUCCGUCUCCUCCGGCAACGGCGCCACCGCCAGCUCCAUCUCCUGAAUCAUAAAAAUCGAUUUUUUUUCCAGUAAAAAUUACAUUUUUAAUUAGCAAAAUUUAGUCGGUCUUUAUCCUCCCGUCUGUAUCAUUCUUGCAUCAAUUGUUUUUUUUUGUUUUUUUGUCUUACGUUGCCCGAGGAAGGCAGGCCACAGGGGCGGCGAGUGGUGGAAGGCGGAAAGCAGCGGGCGGUUGCUGUCGGACGACCAAUCCAAGUGGUUUCAGUAAAAGUCACUGGGAACAAAAGAAGAUAAACAAACAAACCAAAGCACAGUGCAUCAAUUUGUUGGUAUGCGAAUAGCUUGUUAAUGGCGAAGGCAUCUCCUUCCUCCCUUCUCAUGUGUAAAUUACCAUUCCCUGCUCUUUAAUUAUUUUCUCGUGUAUGGAAAAAGUAGGAUGGCCAUGCUCUUCUCUCGCCCUUUCGUCUUUUUCCUCUUUGUUUUUUGUAAGGUGCGAAGACUACUUGACGAAGCAAGUAAUAAUAUAAUAAUAAAAGAAUUUGCGCAUUUCACCAAA